CUUCAGCUCUCCCCUCUUUCUCGAUUGUGUUGGGUCUUUCAACAGGCAUACCAAACCUCAAUCGAUACUUCGACUACUGCACAUCUCGAAACACCCAUUCCUCCCUCAACUCAGCAACCCCAAUUCUUAACAUGUCUGCAAACGAUUACUACGGAGGCGGCGGCCACAACCAGAACCAGGGAUACGGUGGACAGCAAGGUUACAACCAGGGCGGUUACGCACCUCAACAACCCACCUAUGCACAGGGCCAGCAACACCACGGCGGCGGUGGCUACCCCCAGCAGUCACAUUCUCCGUACCAACAGGGCGGUGGCUACAACGCCCCUCCCCAGCAGCAGCACGGAUACGGCGGACCCCAACAACCCACCUACGCCCAGGGCAACCAGCACCAACAAAGUUACGGCCACGACAACCGAGACAGCUUUUCCCAUAACCAGCAACAGCAACAUGGCACACCUCAGUAUGGUGGACAGUCCCAAUAUGGCGGCCAGCCUCAGUACGGCGCUGCGGCGGUGCUAUUCUUGGCGCUAUUGGUGCCAAUAAGAUAGAGCAUGCGUUGGGAGGCCGAGACGAUAAGAAGAAGCAUAAGAAAAAGCAUGGCAAGAAGGACGGGCACCGCAAGCGCAGCGGUAGCAGCAGCUCUAGCUCCAGCAGCGACUAAGAGGAUGUCUCUCACACGUCUUCAACACUUCUGGUGCAU
Molecule: messenger RNA, 700 nt
Organism: Colletotrichum acutatum
Lineage: Eukaryota; Fungi; Ascomycota; Sordariomycetes; Glomerellales; Glomerellaceae
Exons: 4
Coding region: 132-548 (138 amino acids)
Source: RefSeq, a predicted model, not a curated record